Messenger RNA from Cinclus cinclus, 655 nucleotides. It is a transcript of the gene FGF16, whose product is annotated as fibroblast growth factor 16. Gene Ontology annotation, molecular function: growth factor activity; fibroblast growth factor receptor binding. The transcript has 3 exons. Bases 29 to 655 code for a protein of 208 amino acids. Gene Ontology annotation, biological process: cell differentiation; positive regulation of protein phosphorylation; positive regulation of cell population proliferation. Lineage: Eukaryota; Metazoa; Chordata; Aves; Passeriformes; Cinclidae. Gene Ontology annotation, cellular component: cytoplasm. The record is from RefSeq and is a predicted model, not a curated record.
GCCCCCGGGGCCGCUCCGCUCCGCGCCCAUGGCCGAGGUGGGCGGCUUCCUGGGCGCGCUGGACCCCGACCUGCACGGCUUCCCCCCCGCGCUGAGCGCCGGGCUGCCCCUCGCCGACUCUCCCGGCUUCCUCAACGAGCGCCUAGGGCAGAUCGAGGGGCGGCUGCAGCGGGGCUCCCCCACCGACUUCGCUCACCUCAAGGGCAUCCUGCGGCGGCGGCAGCUCUACUGCCGCACCGGCUUCCACCUGGAGAUCUUCCCCAACGGCACGGUGCAGGGCACCCGGCAGGACCACAGCCGCUUCGGGAUUUUGGAGUUUAUUAGCCUGGCAGUGGGGCUGGUGAGCAUCCGUGGGGUGGACUCCGGACUCUACCUCGGCAUGAAUGAAAGAGGCGAGCUCUAUGGGUCGAAGAAGCUCACCCGGGAGUGCGUUUUCCGCGAGCAGUUUGAGGAGAACUGGUACAACACGUACGCCUCGACCCUGUACAAGCACCCCGACUCGGAGCGCCAGUACUACGUGGCCCUCAACAAGGACGGCUCCCCCCGCGAGGGGUACAGGACUAAGAGACACCAGAAAUUCACCCACUUCCUACCCCGGCCUGUGGACCCUGCCAAAAUCCCUGCCAUGUACAGAGACCUCUUCCACUACAGGUGA